AUGGGAUUUGUUAAAUUUUAUAAAACUCGUCUAAGUCCAAUUGUUACUAUAGCUGCACUUCUUUUUGGUAUUCAUAUAUCUUGGUGGUCUAUUCAACAAAAUCCAGCACUUGUUCCACCUUCUGAACGUCGUCGUCAUUUAUUAGGAUUUCGUAUUCCUUAUUUAUCGCCACCUGCUGUCGAUAAAGAUAAAAAAUAUUGA
Messenger RNA from Rotaria sp. Silwood2, 201 nucleotides. The record is from the annotation of a GenBank genome assembly. NCBI's taxonomy places the organism in Eukaryota, Metazoa, Rotifera, Eurotatoria, Philodinida, Philodinidae.